GUUCUACACGCUGCGACCAAGAUGGAAGAGUUUUCGUCUACUUUUAUGACACCCAUAACUCACAUUGGACCAGUGAGGGUGGCAAUAGUUUUACGCGUUCUUUUUUGUGUCCAAGUGGGUGGCCAGCGUCUGUCCUUUCUUCCAAGUGUGUAUACUCCAGGUAUCAGGUGGAUGAAUUGGGUGUCUGUUAUCUUCCAAAGGCUUGAAGGUUGCUUAGAUAGAAUGCCAUCCUUCAAUCACGAGGAAAGGUCUAUGCUUGUUGAUCUUGAUGGCAAAGACACGUUUCUCGUUAUGUUACCUGGCUUUGCAAAGGAACGAAGACAGGACCCAGUCCUGUGCGUGUUGGUUCUUUAAGUCAUUGUGAAGAAGGUUGUAUCCCA
Arachis ipaensis is the source of this 380-nucleotide messenger RNA. The record is from RefSeq and is a predicted model, not a curated record. NCBI's taxonomy places the organism in Eukaryota, Viridiplantae, Streptophyta, Magnoliopsida, Fabales, Fabaceae.